Molecule: messenger RNA, 1447 nt
Organism: Ictalurus punctatus (channel catfish)
Lineage: Eukaryota; Metazoa; Chordata; Actinopteri; Siluriformes; Ictaluridae
Gene: duoxa
Product: dual oxidase 2
Exons: 8
Coding region: 97-1251 (384 amino acids)
Biological process (GO): protein transport
Cellular component (GO): endoplasmic reticulum membrane
Source: RefSeq, a predicted model, not a curated record
CAACUGGAGAGUAUGUGCCGCUGAAACCCAGUGCCAGGCUUAUCAGAGAAGGGAUGGUCGUUCAGGUUGACACCUCCAUUCCUCAACAUACUAUCUAUGCAAAUUAAAGCGAACCCCAGGAGGUGUGAGGAUAUAAAAGAUGCUCAACGCCGUGGAAACACAAUUCCCUCUGGACUGCGACUAUCUUGCACGUUUUGUGCACACUUUGCGUUGUUUCUUGUGCUUACAGCUUUAGCGCACGGAUUUGGAGGGAAGAUGACUUUCUACGAUGACAUUUACCCAUUCUACCCGCUACAAAGAACCUCGUUCAUAUUCAGCGGCAGCCUGCUCGCUGUCAUCCUGGUUUUCCUGACGCUGCUCGUCACCUUGCUCCUCAUUGUGCCUGGGAUACGUGGCCGAUCGCGGAUACUUUGGACAUUCAGGAUCAUCAUUAGUUUAUUCAUAGGAGUGGUUAUAGUUGCUCUAAACUUCACCUGUGACUGGGCUGAAGGAAGCUUGAAGGCCAACACGACUUACAAAUCCUUCAGUAAUUUUGUGGUGAAUGCUGAGGUGGGGCUACAUGUAGGCCUGUAUGGAAUUAACAUCACGCUCAGAGGAGAUCCUGUAGUACAGUUCAACGAGACCAUAGACUACAAUGAAAUGUUCACAUGGACUGGUGUCACAGAGGAUGAUUAUUCUGAUGCCCUGGAAAAAGGUCUUCCUAACCCCAUCCUGUACAUUGCUGAGAAGUUCACCCUCGACAGCCCCUGCAGUCUCAUCUAUCAGUACCAAUACUCAGGCAGAUACGCCUCGGCCACCUUGUGGACGGCUUUUUGCUGCUGGAUGGUGGCCAACAUCCUCUUCUCAAUGCCCGUCAUCCUGUACGCCGGCUUCAUGAUGCUUGCUACGGCGGCUUUUAUCUUCUUCUCCUUGGCCUCCUUUUCCACAAUAUACAACAUCCCACAGUGCAGCUUCUCUAUAGGCACAGAAUCCUUUGAACCUGAAUAUAGCCAUUCCUUCUGGUUAGCUAUAGCUACUGGUUUAUUGUCAGCAGUGAUUGGUAUUGUAGUUAUUCUGCUGGACUGCCUGAUCCCAGAGAAGAUGAGGGAAGCUUUCAGUGUCGGGGUGGAUGAGGAUGACGAUAACGACAUGCACUCAAUAUCAGAGGGCUACAUCAACACCAGCUUCCUAGAAGGAGUAAGUUUAGAAGGCGUGACUGUAAAAACAACGAACCAAGAACCACAGCAGAUCUCCACUUUAACUAAGCUUUGAGAAACCAACUGAAGUCAACAUGGCCAUCAUUUCCUAUACUUGAAAAUCCUACAAAAUUAAGCUUUUUUUUGUGCUGUGGGCUGCUGUAAAUACAAAUGUAAACAUUUUUUUUUCUGUUGUACCUUCACGUACGUAUAUGUGUAAAUAUGUAUAUACAUAUGUUUGAGUUGAGAAAAAUAAAGAUAUAUGAAAAACA